AUGCAAAGAUAUACAAAAGGAUUUGAAUCUACUGAACGUCCAAGAACAAUUUCACUACCCAAAAUAAAACAAGAAUCAUAUAAACAAACUGUGAAUGAGAAUAAAUCAUCAUUAUUUAAAUCUUUCAAUCAGCAAGAUCUCUUAACACCAGAUUCAAAUGAUGCUAUAGAACAUUGGCUUCUAGUUCAACCUGAGCCAAAUAAACGUGUUCAAUUUGCAAAUAAUAUUAAUAAUAAUGAUGAAACAAUUUCACGGUUAAAUAUCAAUAAAUCAGAAUCAUUAUCGGAUAUUAAUCAACAUGUUCAUCAAUCAAAUUUAUCUCCAAUUCAUGAAACUCAAUCAGAAAACAAUAAUACAAAUGAAUUAUUAAAUAAAAAUGGUAUUCAUUCAACACCAAUAGUUAAGCCUAAAUUUUAUCCUUCAAUAAAUAAUAAAGCUUUAUCAAUUUCAACUGUAACAUCAUCAUCAACAGCAGGUUCACGUACUGCAUCAUUUUUACCAACUACAUCAUCUGUUGAUCAUCGUACUACAUCAAUAGAUAAUUCUUCAAGUAUAAUAAGUUCAUCAAUAAUGAAAUAUCGUUUAUCAAAUUUAUCAUUACUCGAAUUUAAUACAUCGUUAUCUGACAUUGAUAAAAAAAAAUUUAAUGAUAUUCGUGAACAUGUUCCUGAAGAAUUCGAACAAUUAUUACCAACAUUAUUGAAAUUAGGUAUUAUUGUAUGGCCAAAAAAAUUUUUCGAUAAGAAAGAACAAUUAACAUUAAAAGAAAUAAGACAACGACAAAAUUUAAUAUCAAUUAUUGAAAAAGAUGAACAAAAUUCUAAACGACAACAUUAUCUUCAAAAUUUAUAUGGAAAUAUUUUACCACAUGAUGAUAUUUUACAUAAACAUCAUUUAUUAAGAGAAAAUCUUUCAUUUCAUGGUCAAUUAUCUUUACUUGAAACUUAUCGAGAUGAAAUAGAAAAUUUAUUAACAAAAAAAAUUCCAUAUUGGAAAUCAAUACCAAUGAAAUCUAUUCGAACAAAUUUCAAUGAUGAAAUAAAUUCAUUGAAUCAUUCAUUAGUCAUUCCGGCAACAAUACGAGCUAAAAAUAAAUUUUUUCAAGCAAUUGUACCACGAAAAACUAAAUCAUUUUCAAAUAUUUAUUCAUUAACAAAUGAUGAAUUAUUUUCAUUGACAUUUCCAGAUAAAAUUGAUAAUCAAUGGUCAAGAACAAUUCUUGGAAAAAUUAUUGAACAAGGAAUGGAGAUUUUAGAUCAAGUGAGAAAAUUAUCUCAACCUUCUUUAUUAAAUCAGUAUGAUCAAUGUGAUCUUAAAGAUCAAGCAAUUGUACGAAAAUUUAAACAAUGGUUAUUUUUAUGGUCAACUCUUUAUACAGAGGAAAAAUAA
Messenger RNA from Rotaria sp. Silwood1, 1389 nucleotides. The record is from the annotation of a GenBank genome assembly. NCBI's taxonomy places the organism in Eukaryota, Metazoa, Rotifera, Eurotatoria, Philodinida, Philodinidae.